Tyto alba (common barn owl) is the source of this 12496-nucleotide messenger RNA. RefSeq names its product XK related 4 (gene XKR4). Gene Ontology annotation, cellular component: plasma membrane. Bases 37 to 2034 code for a protein of 665 amino acids. The record is from RefSeq and is a predicted model, not a curated record. Gene Ontology annotation, biological process: phosphatidylserine exposure on apoptotic cell surface; apoptotic process involved in development; engulfment of apoptotic cell. The transcript has 3 exons. Lineage: Eukaryota; Metazoa; Chordata; Aves; Strigiformes; Tytonidae.
CCCGCUCGCUCUCCGGCGGGGCUGAGGGGAGGCAUCAUGGCCGCGAAGUCGGACGGGCGGCGGAAGAUGAAGAAGGGCGGCGAGGUGGCGUUCACGCCGCUGCAGAACUCCGAGCACUCGGGCUCCGUGCAGGCGCUGGCCCCGGGGCUGCCCGCCGGCGCCGGGCCGGGCGGCGGCAGCGACGACGACGAGGCGCCCGGGGGCGGGUGCUGCGGCGGCGGCGGCGGCGGCGGGGACGGUUCGGGCGGCGGCUCCCGCUGCUGCUGCUGCUGCUGCUGCGGCGGCGGCGGCAGAGGAGGAGACGGCGGUGGGGGCGGCGGCGGGGGCUCCCGGGGCUCGGGCGGGGGCUCGUCCUCCUUGUGCCUGCGGCUGGGCAGGGAGCAGCGGCGCUACUCGCUGUGGGACUGCCUUUGGAUCCUGGCCGCCCUGGCCGUGUACUUCGCGGACGUGGGCACCGACAUCUGGCUGGCGGUCGACUACUACCUGCGGGGCCAGCGCUGGUGGUUCGGGCUCACCCUCUUCUUCGUGCUGCUGGGCUCCCUCUCCGUGCAGGUCUUCAGCUUCCGCUGGUUCGCUCACGACUUCGGCACCGAGGACAGCGCGGCCGCCGCAGCCGCCGGGCACUGCCCCGCCGCCGAGAGCAAGCUGCUGGUGAGCAGCGGCUCCGCGGCCGCGGACAUCGACGCCGCUCGCCCCUGCACGCCGCAGAGGCAGGCGUCCACCGCCAGCAAGAGCAACGCCACCACCAACAGCAGCAGCAACGGCGGCAGCAACGCGGUCGGCGCCGGCGCCGCCGGUCCCCGCGCCGGCAGGUCGGCGUCCUGCGCCUUCUGCAUCUGGCUCCUGCAGUCGCUCGUCCACAUCCUGCAGCUCGGGCAGGUCUGGAGGUAUUUCCACACAAUGUACUUGGGUAUCCGGAGUCGACGGAGUGGAGAGAAUGACAGAUGGAGGUUUUAUUGGAAAAUGGUGUAUGAGUAUGCAGAUGUGAGUAUGCUGCAUUUGCUAGCCACGUUUCUGGAAAGUGCACCACAGCUGGUCCUGCAACUCUGUAUUGUUGUACAGACUCGUACACUCCAGGCUCUCCAAGGUCUUACUGCUGCAGCAUCUCUCGUAUCCCUGGCCUGGGCUUUGGCGUCCUACCAAAAGGCCCUCCGUGACUCCCGUGAUGACAAGAAACCCAUCAGUUAUAUGGCUGUUAUCAUCCAGUUCUGCUGGCAUUUCUUCACAAUUGCAGCAAGGGUCAUUACUUUUGCUCUGUUUGCCUCGGUUUUCCAGCUGUACUUUGGGAUCUUCAUCGUGCUGCACUGGUGCAUCAUGACCUUCUGGAUCGUCCACUGCGAGACAGAGUUUUGCAUCACUAAAUGGGAGGAGAUAGUUUUUGACAUGGUUGUUGGGAUAAUCUAUAUCUUCAGCUGGUUCAAUGUCAAGGAAGGAAGGACACGCUGUAGGCUUUUCAUUUACUAUUUUGUGAUCCUUUUAGAAAACACCGCCUUGAGUGCUCUCUGGUAUCUGUACAAGGCCCCACCAAUCUCUGAUGCAUUUGCCAUACCAGCACUGUGCGUAGUGUUCAGCAGCUUUUUAACAGGCAUUGUUUUUAUGCUAAUGUACUAUGCCUUCUUUCACCCCAACGGACCAAGGUUUGGUCAGUCGCCAAGCUGUGCUUGUGAGGACCCUGCCGCCGCCUUCACUCUUCCCCCAGAAGUGGCAACAAACACUCUACGGUCCAUCUCCAACAACCGGAGUGUCACGAGCGAGCGGGAUCAAAAAUUCGCAGAGAGGGAUGGGUGUGUGCCUGUGUUUCAGGUGAGACCCACCGCGCCAUCCACACCUUCAUCCCGGCCACCAAGGAUUGAGGAGUCUGUCAUUAAAAUCGAUCUGUUCAGGAACAGGUACCCAGCGUGGGAGAGACACGUGUUGGACAGGAGCCUGAGAAAGGCAAUCUUAGCAUUUGAAUGUUCCCCUGCUCCUCCACGGCUACAGUAUAAAGAUGAUGCCCUUAUCCAGGAGCGCUUGGAAUAUGAAACCACAUUAUAAACAAAACAAAAACGCAGCUUGAAGAAGCUCCAAUGUUACAGUCCAAAUUAGGGGUUGACAGUAGGGCUGUAGGAUUAACUAAACUGCGUACUACAAGUAGAGCAGCAAGCUGUAGUGUUCUUAGUCUGGCUAUCAUCAUGAUUAUCAUUUGAUCCACUGUGUGCAGUCUGUCUGCAGGACACGGAUACAGCAGCAUCACCUGAAAGCCUCAAAAAAAACCCAAACCCUGACCCACAUGUCCAGAUCAGUUGCUUCAGCUGGGGAAACUCACCCACGACUCCUUGCUGCUGUGAAACUCUGACUGCACAGUACUUACAAUCAAAACAAAAGGAAGGCUCUGACCAGAGCUUUCAACUUUAACCAGUAGUGCAUUUUAUUUUAGAAAUGAAUGAUUGAUAUUUGCAUAAUCAAUGGCAAAAACAAACAAACCCUCUUCAAAAAUAACAAAACUGUAGCACACGGUGUUGCUGUUAUGAAAACUGUUUUCUGGGGAAAAAAUAGGAGCAUAGUAGUCUUCAACACUCCCAUAAACCAACCAUUCAGGGUAGAAUAGGUUUGCAAAAUAGUUCUUAAUUAAAAAGAUACAUUGUCAUGUUUGUAAGGCUAUCAGUGGAAGCUAAAUUCUGAGUAAUUAGGUCAUAAACAUUAAUACUACCAGAACUGUUUGUUUUCUGUGGAAUUUCAACGUCUUUUUAAAUGCUAUUUAGGUUCUUUAUGUUACUUUCAACAGAAAUCCUAUGCAGCUCACUUCUGGUUUUCAGGAGAAAUAAGGAGCUCUAGCACGUAGUGAUGUAAAUUAAAUGAUAAUCAUGAUUCAGUGUUCAAUUUGCAAAAAAAAAAAAAAAAAAAAAAAAAAAAAAGAUGUAUAUGUAAAAGAACAGGGAAGUAUAGUUUUCGUAUUCUAAACCUUUUGGAGGAGCCCAUUCAGAUAUUUCAGAAGAAACUACAAGGAGAUGAACACGCUGAAACUUCUCUGUUUCAGGACUGGGAAUGCAUGAUUCAGUGGGUGAAUGUAUGUAGGGGUGACAAGAGACUGUGACGUGCCAUACCCUUCUAGUGCCAAACAUUGUAUAACUGCAAGGUUGAUAUUGCCUGAGGGACAGAUAACGAGUGGCACGAGCCCUACCAGAACAAGAAGCAGGAAAGACCAAUCAAGUUCUCAACGUGUAGAGACAGCUCUGAUUUUUCCCACCCAAGGUGAAAGUGAUGUCUUUUAAAGGCUUUCAGUCACCUCUUAGUAAGUAUAUCCACUGAAGUAUAAUAUAAGCAAAUUAAGUGGAAGACCCUCUUCUGCCUGUUCAAGACUUGUGUUCAAAUAUGUCAAAAAAUUACAUUGAAUCUCUUGUAAUAGAGUGCUUUUGCUGCAAGCUUUUGGGUUUUAAAUACCUCCCUAAAUCUAGUCAAUGGUAUCCUCCUUUAUGUUAAAAGUAUCCCCUGAUGGUGCUUUCAGAUGCAUUAAAGGUGCAAGUCAAAAUUUGAUAGUAUUUUUUUUAAAGCUGGUGCAGAGUGAAAAACUCAUGAAUUAUUUCAAUAUUUUUGUAAACUAAAAAUAUGGUAUAAAAAGGUUACUUUUUAUAAACCUCAAAUCUUUUAAUACAUUUCAUUCUCUUUAUAGCUUAGAUUUUAAGAAUUGGUCCAUGAAUUUUAUCAACUGGCUUCUGCAGGUUGAUAUAAACCUGGUUUUCACACAUUAUGGAUUUGUUUUGCAGUGUAAUGCUAUAUGAAAGCCUACAUGGGUACUUUUAGAAUACUCUAUAAACCGUGGAUCCUGCUUCAAAAGUAAGUGGCUUGUAAAGACACCAAGCGAUUCCAUAAGAAACAAUUUGCUUUAACUAUUUCCAUCCACUUUAGGAGAGUGAAGCAGAACUGAAGAGUUACUGUUGUAAAUGGCUUUGUCAGGAUGGAGAAGACCUGAUGAUUGGUAUUGUAAUCUUCACUGUCAGGUAUAUCCAAUGUAGUCACUGCUGUAUAUGCUGCCAGGCAAAUUUCUGUCUUUUCCUAUUAUUAAUAUUUGUACUAUGAAAUGGCCAAGGUUACACAGACUGUGUUUAUUUGUAUGCGUUCAAUUAGCCAUUUUUAAUGUUGACUUUUUUUAUUAGUGAAAUGUUCGAUACCUGUUGUUCUUUGCUGGGGCGAGUUCCACAGAACAAAACAUCUGUGAAAGUACAGGAAUCUGCAAGGCAGAGGGAACUUUACACAGAUUAGAAAACUCCCAAGCUUCAAGGGUUUCUUAGGUAUUUUCAAAUUAAGCAGUGGCCAGCUGCCUCUAUAAUAAUUUUUUAAAUAAAAUAAUUCUUUGAUAGUCCAAACCUGAAGCUCUGUACAAAGUGAUUGUCUUUCCCUCCAUGGAGUUACAGCUGAUUAUUCAGUGAAAAACGUUCAUAUUUUGUCAGAAAAUAUACCACUGCAAGAACUGCUAAAAAAAGAUUUUAGGAGCAAGUCCUUUGUCCCAUCAAAUUCAGUAAAGCCUUCACUCCAGAAUCAAACACUAGCUCACACAAGAAAAUUGCUGAUUUUCUUUACAAACAAGGCAAAAGGUAAGCUUUGUAGUCCUAGAUGUGGAAACAGUUUGAUGCGUUUGCCGCUGCUGUAGCAACUCAGAAAUUUUAGCAGAAGCGGGGCACAGGGGCAGUGCUCUUGAGCUCUCGCCUUCCUCCUGGGGAGAGGGGCAGCAUCGCAGCUGUCAGCGAGGCUUGUCCCCUACUGAUGUCCCUUGCAUCCUGCCUUGCUCUUCCUCGCAGCUGUGAGCCCUUUAGUCAGGGCUUACAGAACCCAACAUUGCUUCGUACAGAAUUUAAAGGGUUACAGUCUGGACCAGUGCUUGCAUUGCAAGGUUUCUGAAGAAGGUUUGGGAUGAGUUUGUUUGAUUUGCUCUUGUUUGGUUUUGGAAGGAAGGACACUGAGGUGUUAUUUAUCCAUUUACUUUCUUUGCUCUCCCAGCGUUUUUAAUUUUUGUUAAUACUGUUUGUAAAAAUGUUUAUCUUAAGCAAGCUACUGCAGGGUCUGAGUGCACAACACCAUACGUGGCAGUAGAUAUACAUACCUUGUCUUCAGAAUUCAAUCUGGCUGUUUGAGGAAGGGGGAGAAGUCAUUUUACACUGAGUUAAAAUCUUGUCUCCAAAAUCUUGCUCUGUUCCAUUUGUAACAUCAGUGAUACUUGCACUGAGAACAGGGUGGCCUAAUGUUCAGAUGACUAUGCGGCCAGUUUCAUAAUUUGAAUUUCUGUGAAUAGUCGCAUUAAAAGCUGUAAGAAUUUUUUAUAGAAAUUGUCAAGAUUUAACAUAGUCCACGUUGAAAUUCCAUGAUGGCCUUAUAGACAGUUAAUAACCAAUAUGCACCAUUCUUUUUACCAUAAACAGUUUUAAAAUCAAUAAAGUUCAGUUAAGACAGCAAUAGCAAAAAAAAAAAAAAAAAAAAAAUCAGGUCUUUUAAAUUUCAUUCCAGAAUACAGGAUAAUAAAGAAUUCAUAAUUAUAUUCUGGUAAAGAAAAGCAAUCACAUCUCUUUCUAUAAGUAAGAGUUAUGUAAGCAUUGUUCUGAUGAACCAAACAAUUUUGCCAGCACAUUUAACAGAGCUUAUCUGGUUAAAGACUUGGUCCUAAAAUUUUGAGAGUUGUGGAUUUGUAUGUUACAGAAAAGACAAUUUAACUAGUAUCCACUACUCUAGAUAAAGGAGAGGUAAUGCAUACCCAUGUUCAUUCAGAAAACAUAUAAGAAAAUGUAAGAUAAACCUUUUGUCUUAUUUUAAAAGUUAUUUGUUCUAUAGUGGGAUAAUUUUUAAAAAAUACUAAUUAUUUGAAAAUGUGCAAUACUUUUUUCCUGCAGAUUUAAUAAUGAAAAAAUGGUUUCCACUUUUGUUUAUGUCAGUUUAAAUAUGCUUCUUGUGCUAGAACAACGAUUCUGUACUGGGGUUAUAUGGGCUUGAUGGCAUAUAAACAAUAUUUUCACUGGCAAAUCAACACGUUUUCUAUUAAUUAAUUUCUAUAACAUUAGAGAAAAAUUUCCUUCCAAAAUUAAAUGCUGGGCCUCGGCUGCCUGAUUUUGUAAACUUAUAAGCAGAGGAGGUAAAUUAAAAUUAUAUUUGAGCUGCAAUUUUUAAAUAUGUGGUGAAUAGCUAUUAAACCCAAAUUCAUUUAAAACAUAUGGUAGUCUAGCCAAUAUAUCAUUAUCUCCCCAGAAGAACAAUUCAUGAAUGGUACUAAAAGUAUGAGUGCUGCUUUAUUUGGAAAGGGACGCCUAAUCACACAAUAUAUUCAUUUACUUUUUAUUGGUCAGCAAAUACUCACAACUGGCCUGUUGUUUUUUUUACAGCCCAAAUAAAACAAUUUUGAAGUGUUUGUGAUUUGUUCACACAACUCCUUAAGAGCCUUAAAAGUGGUGCUGUACUGAAUUUAGCUGGUUCUACCAGUGAUUCGGCUCCCAAAGCCACUGCCCUUUCUCUGCUCUGUCCCUGAAGUCAUGCAAUCCAGAGUGACUGAGAUGCUGUGAUUUACUCUGCAUCCCCUGCACUGCCCGCAUAAUGCCAAGGAAAAGACUUCAGCAGGUUACUGGGGUCCUAACUGUUGCCUCUCUUGCUCCUGUGCAUGGUGGGAAGCAGAGUAAAUUGCAGUUGUGCAUCCAUGGAAAUAAGCUUAUUUAAGUUGAGCCCCUACAAGAGAUGCAUGAUGAAAAUAAUCACAUGUCCAUGAACUUACAAGCCCAACACUUUAAUUACUAAUUCUGUAGUAUAACAAUGCAGAACAUGGGAAGAAUUGUCUAAAUACACAAUAAGCCAUUUAAUUUUGCUAAUUGUAGCAAUUAGACUAUCUCACAUGAAGCCCGUGCUCCCAGCAGAAAGCCAAAGGGAGUAAGUGGCAAACAGCCAUUUAUAUACCAGAGACGUUAUGUUACAAAAUCUUCCCUUGAUUGUUUAUAGAAUUAUGUCUUUUCGGUAUGGCAUUGAAUCCAUUCCUCUUUAUUCUGAUAAAACAGAUACAAUGCAAAAUGAGAACAGAUUCUUUUAAAUCUGGGAAUUAAAAAAACAACAGAUUACUGCAGUUCACAUAUAGUGAUUUUUUGAAACAAAUUCCAUCAUCGUUUUCACUUGACUGCAGAUUGCUGAGUGAUCUGCUCCUGAGAUGAUUUCUCACAUCUGGUAUGAGCAGAUUUCAUUCAGGAGAGACAGAGAUGACCUUGUAAUGCCUUGCUCGCACAAGGCUAGGGGAGUAGUGUCACUAAUCUACCGAUCAUUUACAAAGCUUUUUUAAUCCAUGGGGGUUCCACUGGGACCAUUUGUUUUACUGCAGAGAACUCACUGAGGGUGAUUGGUGGGCUUUCUUCACACCUACACUGGGAUGAAUAUGAGAAAAUCAGGCUCCUGGCCUUGACUGAAUAACUGCAUGAAUUCAGACCACGGUAAUGAAAGUCUUCACCUCCUAGCUCCUAACCAAAGUCAGCUGGAGAUCUGCUUCAUACCAAAGAGCCUGAAUGUCACUUGGCUCCACCAGAAAUACAUGCUCUAAGCUUAGUGCUAACUCAGCACGAAUCAAAACACUUCUUCUUUCCUUUCUAGAUCAAACAUUUAAGAAUAUACCCAUUUUGACCGAGUGGCCAUUUUGUGAUCCUUUUAAGGAGACUUUGAAAAAUAUCUCUGAAACGAGUCACUUCUAGUAAUCCUUACAAAAACCAAUCGCUGACCAGCACAUUCAUUAAAAAGAACUUUUUCUAAACAUGUAAGCUUGGCUCCUGUACUUACGUUUUGUUCUGAAUGCUUAGCAUUUAACUCUUAGGCAGAAGAUCUUGUAUACCCUUUAGUAAGCCAUGUGCCUACUCCAAAUCCCAGAGCAAAGAGGACGGAUAUGCAAGAUGAUGGGGAAAAAGUCCUCUUCAGCAUAUUUAUGGGGUGAUUUGCAUGAGCUAGAGAGGUAGGAGAGAAGCUUGAGUUAUAGAUGUAUUCAUUGACAGAGGUUUACAAGAAAUUGUGAGAUAAGCAACCAACUAAUAGAUCAAAUCUAAACUUCUAUGUGCAAGGCACUGUGAAAUAAAAACAGCCAAGAAACUUUAAAGUAUAACCAAAAAUAUCAUUUCCAGGAAUGAUUGGGAUAAACUUCAAAAUGUAAAGGAUUUGUCAAUGUAACUAGAUGCUACAUUCAUAGAAAGACAGACGUGACUGCUGUGGAUACAAACAUUUGCUGUAUCUGUAGAUUUCAGCCUGUUAUUUCAGAUAUCCUUGGAAGCAAUUGCUUCUGGAUCUUACUUCAGGGCAUGCAGUAGUUGUAGGCAUGCUAACAGCUUUUCUACACAAGAUCCGUUCUGCUGUAGGAAAGUCCACGUGCUUUUAACAAAGCGUUGGUUUGGGGUUUUUUUGCGCUGAACUGAACCUCACAAAAGCAUUUCUAGUGUGAAAUAGGUGUGUCCACUCAGCCACCUAGUGUGUACAGGGAACUGCGAAAAAGAAUUUCUCUGAUAAGUGAUUUCCUCGAGGUAAAAAAGCUGCUGGUUGAAUGUCUUGAAGAACCUUCAGAGGCAUAACAUAGUGGUAAGGCAAGAUGUAGGCCACGUUUGGGUGCUAUGAGUCCACUCAGGGCAAGGCCUGGUCAUAGUCCAGCACUCUCUCCCCCACCUCAUGCACCAAAGAGCCCGCAGAGAGGAAAAUCACAUGCAUGGGCUGGACUAAAGCCACAACACACGGGGAGCAGAUACCUGGCAUGCUGUGGCACAUGUGCAGAGGUCAGAACAGGCACACUGGGGGCCUUGGACUAAUACUGUGAUCCUCCGAACUGCACUAACCAGGAGCUCCUGAACUUUUUAUGCUAGACAUUCACGCGCCGAAAAUUGGCUCCUGGACUUGGUCAGAAACACCUUGGUCUUCACAGUACAGAGUAGCUCAGCUCCUACCUCCCACCUAAGCCUGCCAGUAUCCCCUGAGCAAGUAUUCUUCUGCCCAUCCUACCUGAAGGACUCGGGUCCUCUGGGAUGCUAUCAGACAGAGCUUUGCACAGAAGUACUCAUGACUGCUUUUCCAGCAGUAGAUUUGUAGUAAACAGAGACCAAGGGGAGAGCCAGGCUCCGUGAUCUCUUCAGUUAACAAUGAUUCAUAUCUCUAGCUACUAUCUCUCAGGGGAAGGCUGUAGGGCUGCACGCUACUGUGAAGAAGGGCAUGCUCCCUCCCUCAUAUUUUGAGGCUGUUCUUCCUCUUUGUGGAAAAUGUAAAGGUUAUCCGGUGCAAUGUAGACAUACUUCUGGUAUUUUGAUGUAUUCAGUCCCCUUGAGGGGAGCGGAGGACUCUGAGGUUGCUGCACAUGUCCAGUGCCACUGCCUGCGUCCAGCCAGAGUAAUGUCUACAGUGAAAAUUUGAGGCAGAUGCAAAACCACUCUGCUCACCUUCCAACCUGACCAAAAGCUGUAUGAACAUGGUUAGCACUGUGACAAAGCCUGAAUCUCUGCACACGUCUUGAAUCAGGUCUCUUAAUGCACUGUGUGCUACUCUGGCCACGUUCACCUGGUUUUCUGCUGGAGCUCAGGCAGACUUUGUGCGUGCCCCAGAGCUACACCCUGUAGCUCAUCCAUAGUUCCCCGAGGCAGUGGGGCCCUCCCUUUGCAAGCCCAGUUCUUUCGCCAAACAAAGAUCACCUGGGGCUGAGCAAAGGGCAAACAGGCUCUGUGCUGUCUAGUGAAGCAUGUGCAGCAGACACGGUUUCUCUGGACAGUACGUUUGAACCACAGUUGUGUGCAAAUUGCCCAGGUUAUGGUGAAUGCAAGAAGUAAGUUCAGUGCCCACAGUUUGGAGCAUGCUAUAAAGAGUUCUCUUUGUGAAAGUGUUUGUCAUGAUAAAAAUAGUAGGAUCAUGUCUCAUACUUGGGAACAAAUUUACAGUAUCAAAUGCAUUUUUCUCUAUAUAUAUAUACACGUAUAUAUAUGUAUGUGUGUGUGUGUGUGUGUGUGUGUAUACACAUGACAAUGAGUCCUGAGAUUCUAUUAGGAUUCAAUCUUACAGUUCAUUUAAAUUCUAAACCUAAAAAAAAAAAAAGCAUCAGGAGCAUGGUCAUCAAGGGUAAUCAAAUGAUAACUGAAAAAAAAUUACAUUAUUGGAAAACACAUUCCAGUCAUUAUUAGAGACAGCUUUGCAAUGUAUUAUGCCAGUACUUUAAUGAAAAGUUGCGGAGGAAAUAUGUCUAAUGCUUUAUUUCAUCAUCUUAAAUAUUUAGGUAAAAGAACAGAGUUGGAGAGGGGAAAUAAAUAAAAGAUUUGUACAAAAUAAAUGAGGAUUUAUCACAUUUAGUUAAUCAAAGGAGAAAAAAAAAACAUAUAGGCAAAUGACAAAGGGAUCAAUUAAACCUUCGUUUCAUUUAAUGUUGGUUGCAUUUGUUUCACUAUCAGUUACCAAUGUCAGUAGUUUAUGAAGGAAAUAACCUGCAAUAAUUAGGAUGGUUUACUUGAAUUUUGACUGAAGAACACUGGAUAGUGUUUGUUAUCGAACACAUGUGUAGUUGCCUGAUACAUGCUGUCAGAAGGAAAGAUUUGCUAGUUCAUGGAUUACCUACUGAGGAUAAAUUUCAGAUGCAUGUAUUUGAAAACAAUACCCCUGUCAAUUUAAAUGUAUCAUGCAUGCAUAGUGGCUAUUUCUGAAAUUUUAAUUACUGAUGCUUUUUUCAGUAUGUAUUCUAUAUUAUAGUCUGUGUAACCCGGAUUGUUUCUUAGACAGUGUUCAAUCAGAGUUAGUUAUAAAUUUUAUGAAGUUGAGGAAAAGAUUAUUAGCCAGUGAAAAAACUUGCUGCACUGAAGUUCAAGUAUAUGACUUGAGUUCCUGACCUGAGUCACCAUUCAGCAUCAAGGAUAGUCUUUGAAAAAUAUAGUAACUUUCCAGCAGGAUCUGAUUGAUGGACAGAUAGAUCUAAAAUUUUCGCAGUGACUGGGUCAGACAACAACAGUAGCUACAGAGAGAAAGUUAAAAGCAGUCCCUAAUGACUCCCAGCCUCGUUCCCUGCAUUUCCAUCUCAGGACACACGUAGCCUUCGUGUCAGCCAGCACCCACGCGUGCUGUGAUCACUCCCAGCACCGGCUCUCUGGGUGUUCGCUCUUGCUGAAAUGGAAAACAAAGUAGGCAGCUCGUUUCCAGCUCCAGUUCCCCCUGGGUUAUUGGGCUGGCCCACGGGAGAUAUUUCACUGAGAACACUUCAGCCAUCAGUGAGAAUGCCACACCGAGCUGGGCAGGAUUUAGCCUCUAGACAGCACUGUAUGGACGAUGAAAAAUCUUCUUUUGUCAGCAAAGGGGGCAGCUGCCACUAUUUGUAGUCGCAAAGUGCCAGCAUAUUGUCGUGUGUUUGUGGCUGCUAUCAAUUCCUCCUUUUUUAUUUUAUUGGAACAGCUUGGAACUUGUCAAGCUUUGCUUAGGUUGAUUUGCAGCUAAUUAAUUCAACAGACAUUUUUAAUCUUGCAAAUUUGUGACUUGUAAUACGGUAAUCAAGCUCCCGUGAGCAAACAUUAAUCAGUUAGGGAUUAAAAAAAAAAAGUCCUUGUUAGCUGUGUUCAGCAUGGUGCCCACACUGGUAAGAGAGAUCUAGAAGAAAUGCAACAUUAGUAAAUUCAUUCUAGCUAAGCUUUCAUCAUUCAUCUUAUGAAUCAUUCAUCCAUUUGAUUUGUUUUGUACAUGUGAGGAGUUGUAUUUAAAAGAGGAUUGCUGGGAUUGAGACAGCUCCAGUUACUGUCAGUGGGGAACUGGGCAAAUUUCCUUCUGGUCCUCUAUUUCCUUAUUAACCAAAAAGUCAUUCUGGCCAGCAGCAGUACAAUUUAAUUUCUGAGAUGACUGCGCUGGUUGUGGAACAUUUUAUCCUGGAGAAAUGACUGUAACAAAACAGAUACUGCAUUUACUAACAGCACUAAGAACUGAGUGAAUGAGUGGAGAAAAUAUUUUAUUUAUUGCUUUUGACACACAGGUGGACUUUAGCUACUUUGACAGGAAGCAGAAGGGAAAAAAAAAAAAUAUAAUGUUGCCUCUAUCAAACCUGAUCUCUGAAUAAAGAAAGGCUUGUGAUCAGCAAAGCAUUUAAGUCCUUUCAUAAGCAGGAAGGAUGUAGGUUAGUACACUUGCAGUUUAUGAAAAUCGGUAGGAACGAGUGAGUGGUUUAAUAUUUAACCUAACUCUGGUACUUGGAAGAACAUGGUUACAGCAACACAGGACUUGGCAUGAGCUCACAGCUUGGCUGUACCCACUCCUGGUACAGAUUUUUCAAACAGGGUGCUGUCACAGCCCCCUCCAGUUCGUCUGCACAGGGUGCAUGUGUAUGUACGUCAAUGAGCAAUCUGUACAUACGUUUUAUGGAAGCACCUCCACUGGUAACCUUAGCAGGAAGGCCAGAGAUCAAAAAGACACAAAAGCAAAGAAAUGAUUCCUCCAGUCAGGAUUAAGAGAUGUUUGUGAAACACUGUGGAAAAGCUGCCCCUGCUGUUUCAGUGGAUAAAGAAAGGAGCAGAGUCUUUUAACA